AUGCUUAGACUUGGAUUGUCCCGUUCCCUUAGGGUAUCGACAUUGAAGGGUUCAUGUCAGAAUAUCCGUCCCGCAACAUUUGUUCUUCGUUCCUCAACAUUACCAAUUUCAUCAAUCAGAUUCAACUCCUCAUCUUCUUCAGCGACAACAGCAGCUGUUGAAAUUUCAGACAAAUUAACUUCUUUUGAUGAUUCUAGUGCUGUUUCUGGAAUUGCUGAACAUGUCACAAAUUUACAUUCAGAUCAGUUGGGUUAUUUACAAUCGAUCGGCUUAGCACAAGGAUGGGGUCCAACUUCAAUAAUUGAAAGAUUAUUGGAAUUCACUCAUGUAUAUACUGGAUUACCAUGGUGGGGUACUAUUAUAACCGCUGCUGUGGCUAUUAGAAUUUUUAUAUUCCCAUUAUACGUAAAAGCUUCUGCUAAUGCCACCAAGAUGUCCAAGAUUAAACCUGAAAUGGAAGCUAUUAUGGAUGAAAUCAAAGCUGGUGGACAAGCCGAACAAAUGAAAGCUAUGGAAAAGAGAAGAAAAUUGAUGAAGAAGCAUGACGUUUCUAUGCUUGCAUCAGUUUACCCACUUGUACAAAUUCCAUUUGCUUAUGGGUUCUUCCAAGCUUUAAGAAAAAUGGCUAAUGCUAAUGUUGAAGGAUUCAGUGAUCAAGGUUAUGCAUGGUUCCAAAAUUUGAUUGAAGUUGAUCCAUAUUUGGGAUUACAUGCUAUUUCAUGUCUUGCAAUUAUGAGCAUUGUUAGAAUGGGUGGUGAAACCGGUCAAGCAACUAUGGCUAAAGGCAUGCAAAAAUUAAUGUAUGUCUUACCAUUGGCUUCCAUUGUUAUUACCAAAAAUUUUGCUGCAUGUGUUAUGGUUUAUUUCGCUGCCAAUUCAGUGUUGUCUUUGAUUCAAAGUUUGAUCUUCAAGAGUAGCUUUUUCAGAAAAGCUCUUGGAAUGCCACCAAAAUUGACCAUUCAACAACUUCAAGCUAAUAAUCCAAAAGCCAACCAAUCUGUUAAAGAAAUGAUUGGAAAGUAUAUCGAUGACAGUAAACAAAAGGCCUUAAAACAAACUGCUGAAACAAACAGAAAACUUGAAAUCACUAAAAAGAGAAAGGAAAGUGUUUCUUCUGGUUUCAUCAAGAGACAUUAA
Candida tropicalis MYA-3404 is the source of this 1137-nucleotide messenger RNA. Its product is annotated as membrane insertase. Gene Ontology annotation, cellular component: mitochondrial inner membrane. The coding region runs from base 1 to 1137 and encodes 378 amino acids. Gene Ontology annotation, molecular function: membrane insertase activity. The transcript has a single exon. NCBI's taxonomy places the organism in Eukaryota, Fungi, Ascomycota, Pichiomycetes, Serinales, Debaryomycetaceae. Gene Ontology annotation, biological process: protein insertion into mitochondrial inner membrane from matrix; mitochondrial respiratory chain complex IV assembly. The record is from RefSeq and is a predicted model, not a curated record.